Mesorhabditis belari is the source of this 204-nucleotide messenger RNA. NCBI's taxonomy places the organism in Eukaryota, Metazoa, Nematoda, Chromadorea, Rhabditida, Rhabditidae. The record is from the annotation of a GenBank genome assembly.
AUGUCUCAAACUGAUGAGUCGGAUAUCGAGCUGAAAACACGUUUUGGGGGCAGGUGCUCGUUUUGUAUCAAGGCUUCCACUUCGCCUCGAGACAUUCCUCGGCUCACUGAGAGAAGCCUGCAAGCAACAACAAAAUCAGCCGAUCACUCCGUGAAAUGGAUUGACGAUGAAGGAAUCCUGUACAAUUUCGUCACAACGAGAGCU